This is a messenger RNA of Cicer arietinum (chickpea), 1796 nucleotides long. RefSeq names its product probable ADP-ribosylation factor GTPase-activating protein AGD11. Gene Ontology annotation, molecular function: GTPase activator activity; phospholipid binding. NCBI's taxonomy places the organism in Eukaryota, Viridiplantae, Streptophyta, Magnoliopsida, Fabales, Fabaceae. The record is from RefSeq and is a predicted model, not a curated record.
CAUUUCUUUCAAAUCAAAAUUAUAAACUAUUCAAUUUGUCAGAACUUAUAUUCUUUGGAUAUAAGAUUCAAACUUGUCUCAUUUUGCUGAUUCUAGACUUUCAAUUUUUUUUUUCUUCAAAGUUUCAGGGUUUCUUAUGAAUUAAAGAGAUAAGCUGACAUUGCCUUAUGCCUAAUUUCAAGUGGAGAAAAUAAAUUAUCUGAUCUAGAAGCAGUUGAAAAUUUUUAUGGCUGUUCUCAGAUUUUAAUACAUUCCUUUAUUUGGUUUCAAAUAUUUGAGGAUGGAGAUGUCUAUGCAGCAAGAAAAUUCUGAUAUCAAGAGUAUAUCAGGGGAGAGGAGAUUUGAAAAUUCUGGCGUUCGGCCGGGAGGGUCAGGAUCUUGCCUCUAUGAUCUCUUCUGCUGUGAAACACCAAGUUUGAAUAGUCAAAGUCAAAGGGAGCAAUGGAUGUUAUAUGGUCCACAGGAAAGGUUAGAUAAUUUGAUGCGUCAAGCUGGGAACAAGUUCUGCGCUGACUGUGGAUCAUCGGACCCAAAAUGGGUGUCUUCAAGUCUUGGAGUAUUUAUUUGCAUAAAGUGCUCUGGUAUACACAGAAGCCUAGGAGUACAUAUAUCUAAGGUUCUGUCACUGAAUCUAGAUGAUUGGACCGAUGAACAAGUUGAUGCAUUGGUCAAUUUGGGUGGAAAUACGGUAAUCAAUAAAAAGUAUGAAGCUUGCCUUCCAAGUUACAUAAAAAAACCAAAACCAACUUCUUCCAUUGAGGAGCGCUCUGAUUUUAUUAGGAGAAAAUAUGAGCUGCAACAGUUUGUGGAUUCUGAGGAGAAUUUGACUUGUCCCUUUAUACCAUCCCAUGCAAGAAGUUCUUCAUCCAGUCAUAGUAGUUCCUCAUACAACAAUCCUCCACAAGACAAAAAACGUUAUGAUAAACAAACAACUAAAAAUCGAAUUGGGCUAUCCUUUCGAAACAGUUGGGGAAGAAAAGAAUCUGAGAGUAAGAGUACAAAGAAGAGUAACUCAUUGGCAGGUAUGGUUGAAUUUAUUGGAUUGAUUAAGGUUAAUGUUGUUAAAGGAACUAACCUCGCUAUCCGAGACUUAAUGACUAGUGACCCUUAUGUCAUUCUUUCUCUUGGUCACCAAUCGGUGAAGACACGUGUCAUAAAGAGCAAUUUAAAUCCAGUUUGGAAUGAAAGCUUAAUGUUGUCAAUUCCUGAGAGCAUCCCUCCUCUUAAAGUGAUUGUAUAUGACAAGGAUUCAUUCAAAACGGAUGAUUUUAUGGGUGAGGCUGAAAUUGACAUUCAACCUCUAGUAUCAGCAGCAAAGGCAUAUGAGAAAUCAUCAAUCAAUGAGUCCAUGCAGCUUGGAAAAUGGGUAGCAAGUGGUGACAACACACUUGUGAAAGAUGGAAUCAUCUCCCUUGAAGAAGGGAAAGUGAGGCAAGAAAUCUCAUUGAGACUACAAAAUGUUGAGAGAGGUGUCCUUGAAAUUGAGCUUGAAUGUGUUCCUCUUACUCAAUAGCUUUGCAAAAUAUACAUUUUGGAGUAUUUAUCAGUGUAGAUUGUCUUGUCUCAGUUUUCCUUUGUACAUUAUUUAUGUGAGACUCUGACAAUCCUUAUGUAGAUGAAAAAGAAGUAUAAAUUAUCAGUAAGUGUUUUUUGGAAGAGAGCUUAUUGAUAAAUUUCAACUUUUUUGCUCUUUUGAAGCUCAUGCUCAAGUUGAUAUAUGGUUGUUCAAAAGAAUAAAGAUACAAAAAAUAUAAAUGAACAUAGAUUUGUUCAAGGAGUUCGACAAAUUGUACCUA